GAGAAGCAGCCUCGCUCGCUGAGCAGCGAUGAGACCUCGGGAGGCUGCCCGAGUUCUGCAUCCUGAGCUGGGCCCAGGGGAGAGGGCCACUGGCUGACCCGGGGCUCCUGCCCCUGUGCUGACCCCUCCUCCCUUGCCAGUGCCACUCUGGCCCCUCUGGGAGGGGCUGGGGGCAGCAGUGGGGUGCGCUGGUGUAGUCCCAGCCCUCGCGGCAGGCCUUGAGCUCACACACGUGCCCCCACCAGGCCUGGUAAACAGGAUGGGUGCCUGGGUCAGCAGCUCCCUCCCUAGGUCUUCCCCGCCCCCUCAUUCCUUGGGGGUGGCCCGCCUGCCCAGCUCCCCAGCUCCACACCCAGCUUUCUCAGCUCAGAGCAGCCGGGAUGCUAACUGAGACGCCCCGAUGACCCCUCUCAGGGUCGCAGCCACUUCCUUCCCCGACAGAUGCCUGGCGUCCCCACUGAGGGCGGUCCUCCGGGUCCCAGGCUCUCUGUGGCUGGAAGGUGUGGAAGUGUGAGGCAGUCACCUUUAGGUGGCAGUAUGGGAGGGGACAGAGAUGGGAGAGACAAAGGCCGAUGGAAACGGAGAGGAAGGCUGAGGAAGGGCACCUGCAGCGGCAGGUGGCGUCCUGCCAUUCUGGCGUCCCCGACCCAGGCUGGCUUACACCUAGGGUGGGUCCUAUCCCGCUGGGUUCCCUACCCUGGCCCCCCUGAUGAGGUCCUGCCUGAUUCCUCUCUCCUAAGUCCCCCCCACCCCACCGCCUCUAGGAGAUACUACCAGCCUAUCACCUCAGAUGCGACCCCCUACCCUGCGCCCCAGACUCCUGGGGUUGGGAAAUGGGAACACUUUGGCACCGGUCUCAUCCCAUUUCCCCCUCCCUCCCUGAUGCACGGGCUCCCUCUCUGUUUCGACACAGGCUCUCAGACUCACAAUUACAGCUCACCUAUGGGUGGCUGGGCCUGAGUCACUGGGGGGAGGGACUCUGGGCUGCCCAGCCCUGCCACCUUCUUCCAAGCUACAGUAUAAGGAGUAGCGGCGGGGAUAAGGGCUCUGGGAAAACAGGGACAUCUGGGAAAGGAGAGAGAAGGCUGCAGACCUAGAGGAAGGGAGAACGAGAAGUCAGAAGGAAGGAGAGAAGGGAGGAGGGCACGCAGACGCAGGGAAAGAGAAAGGGCAAGCGAGUAAACUUGGGUGGGAAGAAGACACUCAGGAGAGAAGGAACGAGGCAGAGAUGAAGUUACAGGGGUGUCUGGCCUGCCUCCUGCUGGUCCUGUGCCUGAGCAGUGGGGAGGCUGGCCUACUGCUGAGUGGAGGGAGCUCUGGAGCAGGGGCCGUGGAGACCACUGGACACGGGGUGGGAGAGGCCAUUGGACAAGAAAUGGGAGAGGCCAUCAAGCACGGGGUCGGGGAGGCCACUGGCGGAGGGGAUGGAGAGGCAGCGGAUUCUGGAGUCAAGGAGACCAUGGGCCCCGGUGUGGGGGAUGCUCUCGCCCGUGGGGUUGAGGAAGCGGCCCACGCUCUUGGAAACACUGGGAGUGAGGCUGGCAGACAGGCUGAGAAUGUCAUUCAGCACGGAGUGGAUGCUGCCCACAGCUCCUGGCAGGGGAUGCCUGGCGGCAACGGUGCUUUGGCAGCUGUGGUCCAACCUACUUAUGGCUCAAGGAGAAGCAGCGACAACCCAAAUGCAGAGGGAAGCAGCAGUAAUGGCAGGAACAGCGGUGGCAGCAUCAGUGGUGGCAGAAGCGGCAGCAGCAACAGCAGCAGCGGUGGCAGUUCUGGGCUCCACUGGAACUCUCAGACGUUUCCUGGGCUCUUCAGCUUGGACACUUUCUGGAAGAAUUUAAAAUCCAAGCUGGGUUUCGUGAACUGGGACACCAUCAACAAGAACCAAGUCCCAAGUCUCAGGACUCGCAUCCUCCUCUACUUCAGUCGACUCUGGGAGAAGUUCAAACACAACACUCCUUUCUUGAACUGGAAAGCAAUUACUGAGAGCUAACCUAACGUACUCCACUUCGCCUCUAUGAAUAACAGACCAUCCUUCCAAGGACCAUAUAGAGAACAGCAUUUGGGAACAGGGAUUAAAAGGCCUAUGAGGGGAGCAGGGUUUGCUGCAGGCAGAAGGCGGGCUGGGGCUGAGGUGCCCAGCUCUGCCCCGGGAGCUUGUGCGGGUACCGCUCAUUUGUUAUUCUAGCUCCGGCUCCAGGUGCCUGGGUGGCGGAGGUGUUGCCAACCCGUUCUCUACCCUGGCUGCCCAAUGCUGAGUGUAGAAAUCUGUCCUGUGUCUAUCUGGGCCAUCAGUUUCCUCCAGGCCUUCUCUGUAGGCAGCACUUAUCACAGACUACUGAGAGGGGUGGGGUGGGCCAGGCGGGAUGCUGGGGCUCUAAAGGGAGGGCAGAGCCUGGGUGGUGGGAUGCUGGAGCCUCGAGAGUCCAGCAAGGCCUGAAGCACCACGGAGCCACCCUCACCGUGGUGCCCUCUCCCUUCGCAUCCGUGCGUCAUCGGACCAGAGGAGGGUAGGCGGUGCUGGUCAGGUGAGCCCCUCCCUCAGGAGGCCCUAGAAGGUCCCUGGUUCCUCUCAGCCUUGCUCCCGGGUGUGGCCAAUCUGCAGUUCUCUCUCCUCAUGCCCCCCGUUCUGUAAUUUUCUCAGCCUGGUACAGUAUGCCAAGAUGCGGCAGCUGUAACUUCUAAGGUAACUGCCACCCGACCACCUGAUUCAGACUUCACUUCUUUCCUUGGUCUCCUCGCCUCACCUCCCCAGGGACACUUGAGGAGCUGGGAAAGUUGGAGGGGGACGAGGGAGGCAGGGCCAUCUGGGCUGGGACCAUAAAGCGAGGUGAGGGUGUGGGCUCUGGCUCAAGGAGAUUCUGUAGAAGAAAACACAUGACACAAGGAGGGGAGGAGGCAGGGGCUUUGAGAAAGGUCCAGCCAGGGCCGGGAUGUGGGAGCAAAAUGCCUUCAUCCCUUCUCU
Molecule: messenger RNA, 2965 nt
Organism: Delphinapterus leucas (beluga whale)
Lineage: Eukaryota; Metazoa; Chordata; Mammalia; Artiodactyla; Monodontidae
Source: RefSeq, a predicted model, not a curated record